AUGAAGAGGUCAGCGGCCGCAAUUGCUGCCGCACUGCAUUGGAACGGCACAAAGUCCAAGAAGACCAAGGUUGAAUCUGAGGUCGUUUCAGUACCUUCUGAUGAAAGUGUAACUGAAAUCUCAUCCGAUGAGCUGCUGACUCUGCUGAAAAAUGAGCCGACUCCGCUGAAAAAUGAACCAACUUCUGCCAUCAAGCUCUUCUAUAACCCCAGCUAUGAACUCCACGAUUCAUUGAGCAAGCAUGCUUCGGAGUACAAUCAGGAUACCGUGACAUUGAACGAAUUGAUAGGAAUCAAAGACCUUGAUGAAACUUUUCAGUUCAACUUUAGUAUUGAUAUACCGUUUUUUCUCACCCACAUGCACCCUGAAUUUGUCAAAAGAAAGAGAAAAAUCACAUUUAUCACCGGAAGACAGCAAUUGUCUGUUUUUGACGAAGAAUUGCAAAAUCUCUUGUCAAUUUUCAAUUUAAAUGAAAUCAUCGCCGACCUUCCUGAUCGGUUUGGAACCCACCACACAAAGAUGAUGAUAAACUUCUUCGAGAACCAGCUAUGCGAAGUGGUGAUAAUGACGUGCAAUAUAACCAAAUUGGACAUUGGUGGUCUUACCCAGAUGUGCUGGCGUUCAGGUAGAUUGGCUUUGGGUACCACCAAACCUGAUUCAAUGGGCUAUCGUUUUCAGCGAGAUUUGACAGACUACUUGAAGCGGUACAAAAAAAAGAAGCUCAGUGAGUUGGCAAACAGAAUUAUGGAAUAUGACUUUUCCAGCAUAAAUGUCGAGCUCGUAGCUUCGGCUCCAGGAUAUUUCGAUAUGGACGAUAUCACUACCAAUAGCGAAGUGUAUGGUUUUGGUAAAUUGUACCAGGUAUUGAAGCGCAACAAUCUCCUUAUCAAAGAUACUUCAAAACAUCACAAUAUGCUCUCACAAGUAUCUUCAAUUGCAUAUCCUGUGGUGUCUGAAAAGUUUCAUACAUCGUCCAUUUUCACCCAUAUUUUAUGUCCCCUUAUUUUUGACGAUCCACAAUUCAGCAUGCUUUCUCCUGGAAGGGAAACCACCAGAAACCACCAAAAAUUGUACAACUAUACCCCAACUAUUGUAUAUCCUACUGCCCAAGAAGUGAGCCAAGCCAACGUUGGUUUCGGUGCUGGUGCUUCAAUUCACUUCAACUACACCAGAUCCCAUGCCCAUGAGAACCAAUACAAGCAAAACAUCCUCCCUUAUCUCCAUAAAUGGACUUCCAAAGCCGAUACCGCCGGCCGUAACCAUGUUCCGCCGCACGUCAAGCUCUAUCUAUGCGAUAACGGCGAUGAGUGGAAAUCCAUAAAAUGGGCACUUUUGUGCAGCCAUAACCUUUCCAAACAAGCAUGGGGUGCGCCAAAAUCCAAAAAUGGUAGAAAAUACCAUGUAGCAAGCUAUGAACUAGGAGUAUUGGUUCCUGGAACCCCACACACCCUUACACCAACAUAUCCCCACGACCACCUGAAAAAUUGCUUGGCGCCACUAAGAUUGCCUUUCAAGGUUCCACCAGAACCGUACGGUGACUCUGACCAGCCCUGGAGCCCGCAUAUGAAUUUUGGAGAGUUAAAAGACCGUUUUGGUAACACAUACCAGCCGUGA
Molecule: messenger RNA, 1614 nt
Organism: Meyerozyma guilliermondii ATCC 6260
Lineage: Eukaryota; Fungi; Ascomycota; Pichiomycetes; Serinales; Debaryomycetaceae
Exons: 1
Coding region: 1-1614 (537 amino acids)
Biological process (GO): single strand break repair; double-strand break repair
Cellular component (GO): nucleus
Molecular function (GO): single-stranded DNA binding; 3'-tyrosyl-DNA phosphodiesterase activity; double-stranded DNA binding
Source: RefSeq, a predicted model, not a curated record